GUUAGCCGCCAGUGCCGCGCUGGGUGUCUGUCGGUCCGCACCUCUCUGUACCACUGGCUCCAGUAGUAACUGGACUCGCAUUCUACACUUUACCUCACACUUCUCUACAAACUUUUGAAUGAACAUACAGACAUCGCUGUCUUCUGUACCACAUCAGUGAGGCAGAAACACUAAUCACUAAGUCUGAAGUGAGUUCUGGGGCGAGAACACGCGGACAACAACGCCUCCGCUGAUCACUGUCUGUCCCGCGUUGAAAUCUCGUUGCGUCCAGCGGCAGGAUGAGACUAGCGAUGGUGUCUCCUGUGGUGGUCGUGUUGGCGGCUGCGGUGGCGGCGGCGGCAGCCAUUCCUAACCCUCUCCUGGACUCCAACACGGCCCUGCAGGUAUUGCAGCGGUUGGGUCUGCACCGCGGCGACUCCAUCCCCACCGUAACCAAGGCAGAGAAGCUACGCGAGGGCGACUCCCCCGUCUACUACAUCAAGAUGCCGCCGCUGCCUUACUACUAUGUCAACCACAACACACUCACGCAGCACCACGCCCACCAACCCGCGCCGGGAUUGCCCUUCAAGAAAGUUGACAUCAACUUCAUGAACAACGGCAAGCCAACACAGGUGUACCACUGGCCGCAACACUCCACAACGCCCGCCUUCUGGAUGCCUCCCACCACCACCACCACCACCCCACGACCCACCACCACCACCACUACCACGCCCAGAUACACCAAAAGGCCUUGGGUGGCCCUCAACAAGUACUUCCCGUACAACGGGCGGCCCUCCAGCGUGUACGUCUACAAGCCACAGCGCAAGAUCAACAUGGACAGAUACAGGCAGCACUUUUUCAAGCACUUUAACUAUUAGAUACAUUCCGCGGGAACUUCGUCUGUUUAGUGAAGUGCACCCACGCAAGGACAGAUAAUGUAGACACACGCAAAUAAGGAGCGCCAUGUAGGAAGAGAGUGACGAAUGAAAACAGCCUCAUCUCAAAGGACUUUCGCUGCUUGAAGGAAUCCCAAGAAGAAAGGAACUAAAGAAGCGAUGAGUGCAAAGAGCUUUCGUAGAGAUUUAUAUACAACUACAUCCCUGAUUAUCCAGAGUGACAGUGCCUGCCCUCAUCCCCCCACCAAACACACACGUGCCAUGGGUCUCGCUGUCACCUGAAGGUAUUCUUGGGUCACGUCUCCCUACUCAGGCAUUCCAGGCCGCGUAUCAAAUUAUAGUACUUUGUGGAUCACUAAGUCGUCAGAAAAGGAAGAGGAGGAGGGACAGGGAAGAGACUCUGCAUCAACAUGCACGCCUCCACCUGUAACACACCGUGACAGUGCAUGGUGGCGGCGGCGGCAAGCUGUGGCUGUGCAAUACAUUACAGAUGCUGACGCUGAUGGGGACGCUUUGGUCAGCCAUGUUGGUUAUAAUGAGUACAAUUUAGUACUUCUUAGUGUUUCAGACUAAUCCAAUUGUAUGAUUUAUUUUUUUGGGGCGGAUAAGCCGUAAACUGAAGUGAGUGUACUAUUUUGUCUUCUGCCGUGUGUACAUGGUUAUGUAUGUGAUCGACAGAAUAAUAUAACACCCUUAACUUAUUUAUGAAGAGAACAUUGUCGCAGUAAAAGUAGCCGGUCCCAUGCGAGCAACGCGCAAGAUCAAAUCUCAUGAAGUGCAAACAGGAAGGCUGCUGGACACAGCUCCUGAGAUAGAUUGCACCAUAAUAUUUAUAUAUUUUUUUCAUGUAUGAAACUGUAAUCUGUGAUAAAGUUUUGAGGUUAUGCAUACAACAUUCACUUCUGUUGGCAUUCUCGAUCCUUUAGUUAUUAUAUCAGACCCUGUGCACCAACAAGAAAAACAAGAACGUACAGUAGGCAGCAUAUUUCUACAGACCUCCUUUCUCCCAUGAUGUUUAUGAUAUCUAUAAAAAAACAUUACACUCGAUCGUUUUCCAGAUUAGUCAUAUUGUAUUCCACCUUAAGCCGUCCCAUGGCCAUCAACCUCUCCUCCCUUCACUGCCUGGACGUGUGGAAGACCUCACUGCUACUCACCAUAGCAUCUCACUUGCUAUAUGACAGGGAUAUGGAUAUUAACCACAGUACACACACCACCAGUGCCCUUCCUCCCGCUCAAUAAUAGUGGAGAAACAUUAUAUAGCAAUCACUCAGUAUAAACAUGGCGGUGGUGAAAGCUCAGCCAGUCUUGCCUCGCCCUCACUACAUUCGUGACAUUUAUAUUCAUUGAAAUGAUAACACUAUAAUUAAUCAUUCAUUCAUUGGAUUCCACAUAUUUGCCUUUAAUUGUAUCAAUGAUUAUGAUGAUAAAAUACUGUGAUGAUUAAUUUAUUUAUUUGAUUUAUAUUGUUGCCGUGUCUUAAAUAAAUCAGUCAAUGUCAUUAUAUAUAUAUAUAUAUAUAUAUAU
Molecule: messenger RNA, 2399 nt
Organism: Portunus trituberculatus (swimming crab)
Lineage: Eukaryota; Metazoa; Arthropoda; Malacostraca; Decapoda; Portunidae
Exons: 4
Coding region: 279-857 (192 amino acids)
Source: RefSeq, a predicted model, not a curated record